UCCAGUAGCUGCCAGCUCCGUGCCAGAGACGGGCUCUGUGUCUCGGACAAGGUGCUUGGCUCCUGUUCACCCUGCCUGUUUGCACAGUGACUGGGCCUGAUCGGAUGUGUGCCGAGGUUCACAGUGGAUGGUGCACUGCUGACGUGUGAGCACGGCUGGAUGCAGCGGUCAUGGAGGUCCAGGCCCAGGGAGGCGAGCGGGCGCGAUUGGCCAUGGAGGGGGCUCUCACUGCGAGGGACCGUGUGGGAGUGCAGGACUUCGUCCUGUUGGAGAGUUUCACCAGCGAGGCUGCCUUCAUUGAAAACCUACGCAAGCGCUUCAAGGAAAGCCUGAUCUACACGUACAUCGGCUCAGUGCUGGUGUCGGUGAACCCGUACCGGGAGCUGGAGAUCUACAGCCGGCAACACAUGGAACGGUACCGCGGCGUCAACUUCUACGAAGUCUCGCCCCACAUCUAUGCCAUCUCAGACAACUCUUACCGCUCGAUGCGUUCGGAGGGCAAGGACCAGUGCAUCCUGAUCUCCGGGGAGAGUGGGGCCGGGAAGACCGAAGCCUCCAAGAAGAUCCUGCAGUAUUACGCAGUGACGUGCCCCAGCAGUGACAGGGUGGAGACGGUGCGAGACCGACUGCUUCAGUCUAACCCCGUUCUGGAGGCGUUCGGAAAUGCAAAGACUCUCCGUAAUGAUAAUUCGAGCAGGUUCGGCAAGUACAUGGACGUCCAGUUCGACUUCAGGGGAGCACCGGUGGGAGGUCACAUCCUGAACUACCUGCUGGAGAAGUCCCGGGUUGUUCAUCAGAACCACGGCGAGAGGAAUUUCCACAUCUUCUACCAGGUGAUUGAGGGAGGCGACAAUGACCUUCUUCAACGGCUUGGCCUGGAGCGCAAUCCACAGAGCUACCAGUACCUCGUCAAGGGUCACUGUGCCAAGGUCAGUUCCAUCAAUGAUAAGAACGACUGGAAGACCGUACACCGAGCCCUGUCUGUCAUCAACUUCAGCAGCACUGACAUCGAGGAGCUGCUGAAUGUCGUGGCGAGUGUCCUUCACCUGGGAAACCUGCAGUGCCUGGCAGACGACGAUGGGAAUGCGACCGUUAACGGGGAGAACCAGAUACGCCUGCUUUCUCGGUUGCUGGGUGUUCCUGGUCCAACCCUGCGGGAGGCCCUGAUCCACAAGAAGAUCACUGCCAAGGGAGAGGAGUUGAUCAGCCCCCUGAACGUCGAGCAGGCAGCCUACGCACGGGAUGCUCUGGCAAAGGCAGUCUACGGACGGACCUUCUCUUGGCUGGUGAACAAGAUCAACGAGUCCCUUGCUCACCAGGACUCCACGUACUCAGAGAACUACAGACCCAAUGUCAUCGGGCUGCUGGACAUCUACGGGUUUGAAGUGUUUCAGCACAACAGCUUCGAGCAGUUCUGUAUCAAUUACUGCAACGAGAAGUUGCAGCAGCUUUUCAUCGAGCUGACACUGAAAUCUGAACAGGAGGAGUACGAGUCGGAGGGAAUCGCGUGGGAACCCGUUCCAUACUUCAACAACAAGAUCAUUUGUGACCUGGUGGAAGAGAAGCACAAAGGGAUCAUCUCCAUCAUGGACGAGGAGUGUUUAAGACCUGGUGAUGCGACUGAUUUGACCUUCCUGGAGAAGCUGGAGGAGACGGUGGGAUCCCACCCCCACUUCACGACACACAAGCUGGCGGACCAGAAGACGCGGAAGACCCUGGGCCGGGAGGAUUUCCGCCUGCUACACUAUGCGGGUGAGGUGAAUUACAAUGUGACAGGAUUUCUCGACAAGAACAAUGACCUCCUGUUCCGGAAUCUGAAGGAGGCGAUGUGUGACUCCGGGAAUCGCAUCGUUAGUCAAUGCUUCCCGCCGGCCGGGCCCGAGGACAAGAAGAGGCCGGAGACGGCCGCCACCCAGUUUAAGAACAGCCUGGCGAAGCUGAUGGAGAUCCUGAUGUCGAAAGAUCCAUCCUAUGUGCGCUGCAUCAAACCCAACGAUGCCAAGCAGUCAGGCAGGUUUGAUGAAGUUCUGAUCAGACAUCAGGUCAAGUAUCUCGGUCUGAUGGAAAACCUGCGGGUACGCAGAGCUGGGUUUGCAUACCGGCGAAGAUUCGAGAUCUUCCUGCAGAGGUACAAGUCUCUCUGCCCUCAGACGUGGCCCAACUGGAGAGGGCAGCCUGCCGACGGGGUGGCAACGCUGGUACAACACCUCGGAUACAAGCCAGAAGAUUACAAGCUCGGCAGAACGAAGAUAUUCAUCCGUUUUCCCAAAACCCUGUUUGCCACAGAGGAUGCCUUCCAGCUGCAGAAGAACUCCAUUGCCACGAAGAUCCAGGCGGAAUGGCGCGGAUUCCACCAGAGGCAGAAAUAUCAGAAGCUGCGGUCCUCAGCAAUCACCAUCCAGUCGUGGUGGAGAGGGGAGAUGGGACGCCGUGUGGCGACGCGCAGGAGAAACGCUGCAAACACCAUCCGCAGGUUUAUCAAGGGUUUCAUUAAUCGGCACAAACCGCGCUGUCCAGAGAAUGAGUAUUUUGUGGAUUAUGUCAGAUGCUCCUUCUUGAUGAAUUUGAAACGCAACUUGCCAAAGAACGUUCUGGAUAAGUCGUGGCCAGUGCCUCCUCCAGCUCUCUCUGAGGCCUCUGAGCUGCUGAGGGAGCUACACAUGAAGAACAUGGUCCAGAUCUACUGCAAGAAGAUUACUCCAGAGUGGAAGCAACAGCUGGAGCAGAAGGUUGUGGCAAGUGCACUUUUCAAGGACAGGAAGGACAACUAUCCCCAAAGUGUGGCCAAGCUCUUCGCCGACUCCCGGAUCACGACGAACGAGAUCAACUCGAAGGUGCUGCAGGUGAUCGAGAAAGACAGCAUUAAAUAUGCGGUGGCGGUGACAAAGUACGAUCGGAACGGUUACCGGGCACGGCCUCGCCAGCUGCUGAUCGCCACAGGCAGUGCCUACCUCGUAGAGGAGGGCAAACUCAAACAGACCAUUGAUUACUCCAAACUCAAAGGAAUAUCAGUCAGUUCACUCAGUGACGGCCUCUUCGUGCUGCACGUUCCCUGUGAGGACAAUCGGCAGAAGGGUGACCUGGUGUUGCGGAGUGAUCACGUGAUCGAGACGCUGACCAAACUGGCUAUGGAGUCAGACAAGGUCAACAGUGUCAACGUCAACCAGGGGAGCAUUAAAUUUACCAUUAAGCAAGGCAAAGAGGGCGUCAUUGACUUCACGUCGGGGUCCGAGCUGAUCAUUUCCAAAGCAAAGAACGGACAUCUGUCUGUGGUGGCUCCACGCCUGAACUCCAGAUGACGGUGGGUAGGGAUCGCGACGGCCACCCGACGCACGCACGGUCCGAUGAACGGCUGCACUCCACAGACAGGAGUCGGAGAGUUCACCGGUGAGACAUUCGAGAUGCUGGCCUUCGUCACACACCUACACAAACUGUGCUCACCACGACUGCCAAAGUCUGUGCUUCCAGCUGGGGACUCUCAUUCCCAGUUCAUACAUUAAUCACGCAAAAUAAAUUUAAUGGAAGUUUAUAUUAAAGAGUAUUUGCCAUUAUCAAGGACUCACCAAGUUUAAUCACUCUCCUGCCUCUGUGCACAACGGUGCUUUAAGGAAAACAGUAUAACCUCUCUGUCUCUCUGCCAAAGCCACUGUGCUUCACACUGCCUCAGACCCAGUGUCUGCUGCCCUCUGGGAAAUGGUGACUGAUUCUCCCACCCCUACCCUCAUGACCAUCUCCACACUGCUGGGCCUUCACUCAGCUGCCCCAAGGAGAUUGCAUCCUGGUGGGCUGGGGUGGCCCUAGUGGUCUCAUGGACCUCCUCAGUGGAGGGUCCAUCGUCACUGGCAUCCCAGGGCGAACAUCCUGUUAAUGGGCACUUCCUCAUUGACCAUUAGACAUAGGAGCAGGAUCAGGCCAUUCAGCCCAUCGCGUCUGCUCCACCAUUCCAUUAUGGCUGAUUUAUUAACCCCCUCAACCCCAUUCUCCUGUCUUCUCCCCGUAACCCUUGAGUCCCUACCUAAUCAACAAUUUAUCAACCUAUACCCAAGGACUUGGCCUCCACUGUUAUCUGUGACAAUGAAUUCCACAGAUUCACCAUCCUCUGGCUAAAGAAAUCCCUCCUCAUCUCUGUCCUAAAGGGACGUCCUUGUAUUCUGAGGCUGUGCCCUCAGGUCCUAGACUCUCCCACCCGCUCUAUCCAGGCCUUUCAAUAUUCGAUAGGUUUCAAUUAAACCCCCCCCCCCCCAUUCUUCUAACCUCCAAUGAGUACAGGCCUGGAGCCAUCAAAUGUUUCUAAUGUGUUAAUCCUUUCAUUCCUGGGAUCAUUCUUGUGAAUCUCCUCUCCAAUGUCAGCACAUCCUUCCUGAGAUAAGGGGCCCAGAACUGCUCACAAUACUCCAAGUGAGGUCUGACAAUUGCCUUAUAAACCCUCAGCUCUCCACAGUUGUUCAGUCACUGUGGGUACACCAGCUCCAUCAGGUCAACUGAGUCUGCCACAGUACAGCGACCUCGUGUGCUCAUCUGACUCUCCCUCUUCCCAUUUAAUGACACCGCCCCCACAACAGAAUCACGCGUUGGUGACCCACCCUAUCCUCUAAAGUGGGCAGUUGGUGACCUCCCACCAUGGGAGGGAGAGUUACUGUGAUGAUGUAAGUAGGGGAGAGGGGACGGGGAUAUCUCCUGGUGAGGAUGCACUGCAGGAGAGUGGAGAUGUCUGCUCUCCCCAGCAUCCAGACAUGCGUCUGCUCUUUCCAUCCACCACAGAAAGUACAGAUAUCUGGUCUCCACACUCACCACAGAGGGUACAGAUGUCUAGUCUCCCCCAGAAUGAACAGUGUGUCUGGUCUCCCCCAGAAUGAACGGUGUGUCUGGUCUCCCCCAGACUGAACGGUGUGUCUGGUCUCCCCCAGACUGAACGGUGUGUCUGGUCUCCCCCAGACUGAACGGUGUGUCUGGUCUCCCCCAGAAUGAGCGGUGUGUCUGGUCUCCCCCAGACUGAGCGGUGUGUCUGGUCUCCCCCAGACUGAACGGUGUGUCUGGUCUCCCCCAGACUGAACGGUGUGUCUGGUCUCCCCCAGAAUGAACGGUGUGUCUGGUCUCCCUCAGACUGAACGGUGUGUCUGGUCUCCCCCAGAAUGAACGGUGUGUCUGGUCUCCCCCAGAAUGAACGGUGUGUCUGGUCUCCCCCAGAAUGAACGGUGUGUCUGGUCUCCCCAGACUGAACGGUGUGUCUGGUCUCCCCCAGAAUGAGCGGUGUGUCUGGUCUCCCCAGCAUGUAGACAUACGUAUGGUCUCCCCAUCCACCACGGAAAUGGCAGAUGUCUGGUUUCCCUAGCAUGUAGACCUAUGACUAGUCUUCUCUCCCCCCGCCCCCCCCCCCGGCUGGUUGUCUGGGUUUGAACGCAGAGAGCUUGGGUAGACAGGGCCCAAAGGUGCUGCUGUUGAGACAAAUAGGAGCUGAUCUCACUUGAUUGCUCCAGGAAGGAGGCAUUGGGGGUGGUGGGGGCAACGACUAGGAGUCCCAGUCAGGGACACAUGGGCUUAGUGAGAUAAAGUGAGCCGAGUGGCCUGGCCCUUGGCCCCAGUGACCCAUUCCCAACCUCCCUCAGGGUGUUCCCGACAUUGGGCUGGGUGUGAGGGGCUGGACUGAGGCAUGCAAGGGUGGGGUAGAGGCAGGGGCUGCCUUCAGGCCAAGCCUGCAAUGGGGUGAUAGGCCAAGAGGCUGGAGCCGUUCCCUGGGCAACCCACGUACGGCAGGAGCAUUCUAAAUAAAGUAUACGCAAUGUUAAUUAAAGAUUGUAGUAAUCUUUGUAUGGAUCGAUGUGUCAGACUUGGUUUCAAUAAAACAAUA
Mobula hypostoma (lesser devil ray) is the source of this 5848-nucleotide messenger RNA. Its product is annotated as unconventional myosin-Ic-like. NCBI's taxonomy places the organism in Eukaryota, Metazoa, Chordata, Chondrichthyes, Myliobatiformes, Myliobatidae. Gene Ontology annotation, biological process: actin filament organization; vesicle transport along actin filament. Gene Ontology annotation, cellular component: vesicle; actin cytoskeleton; plasma membrane. The transcript has 32 exons. Gene Ontology annotation, molecular function: actin filament binding; microfilament motor activity; ATP binding. The record is from RefSeq and is a predicted model, not a curated record. The coding region runs from base 171 to 3299 and encodes 1042 amino acids.